This is a messenger RNA of Cadophora gregata, 4052 nucleotides long. It is a transcript of the gene GPH1, whose product is annotated as Non-essential glycogen phosphorylase, variant 3. Lineage: Eukaryota; Fungi; Ascomycota; Leotiomycetes; Helotiales; Ploettnerulaceae. Gene Ontology annotation, biological process: glycogen catabolic process. Gene Ontology annotation, molecular function: glycogen phosphorylase activity; pyridoxal phosphate binding. The transcript is spliced from 6 exons. The record is from RefSeq and is a predicted model, not a curated record. Bases 115 to 3405 code for a protein of 1096 amino acids. Gene Ontology annotation, cellular component: cytoplasm.
AUGAACAUGAACGUGCCCAUGGACAUUCUGAACACAGAGACAGCUAAGGUAGCGAUCGAUUACUGUAGGAAAGUGGGUAGGUAGCUACUAGCUAGCUAAGGGAACUGAAUUGAAAUGUGCCUGCACUUGCCCAAAGUCAUACGAGGGGAAAGCACGCAGGGGAGGAAAGAGCUCUGUGUCUUGCUUUCUUCUUGUAGUCGUUGUCUCUUUCUUCUCUUUCAUUUCAUCUCCAGCUUUUCCCUCCAAAACAUUCUUCUUCACUCCUCCUUCAUAAUACCCGGCAAACCAUAUCAACAACCCUAUCAACUACUCCUUUGUGAAUCACCUCCUCCUAAAAACUCACAAUUAUCGUUAACAGAACAUUCGUCACGAGGUUAUUCACUCUACUUUCAUCCUCCCCCUUCAAUUGCGUGCCCGCCACGCCUCUCGUUUAUAAAUAACAACUUCUCCCUUCCCCUCGUUGAUCGCCGUUAUCUCUCCAGACUCGACCCCGCACCUCUGCCACUGGCCAGCUCCACCAACACCAAGCAAUACCCUACAAGCCCCAUCCCAAUCCACUAUCCCGCGUCUGCAACUAGCUCCCACAGACAGCUCUCUACGAGUUCUCGACCCUCUCAACAUAUUUCCCACUUGCUCUCCCUCUCGUCCUUCUUCCUAAACAUAUAUAUCCUUUCCAGAAAGGAUUCAUCAAGCUACAAUUGCAACGAGCAGCUUCCAAAAAUGGCGAGUGCAUUCCCUGGCAUGAGAGAGCGUCGUCCCUCGACCAGUGCGCCGAUCUCUGAGCUCCAGGGACCGGUUGGCCCGGGUUUCUCGAGACCAAAGCACAAGAGAACAUUUACUGGCUUCGGAGCUGGUGAGAUUAAGACUGUUGAGGCUUCCAUCCCCGAACCCCAGCGUGCAGCAUGGAAGAAGUACGCACCCAACGGCUUCAAAGACAAGGAGGACUUCGAGAAAGAGGUAGUCAGACAUGUCGAAACCACACUUGCUCGUAGCAUGUUCAAUUGCGACGAGACUGCCGCCUACGCCGCUGCUAGUUUGGCUUUCAGAGACCGUCUCAUCACCGACUGGAAUCGCACACAACAGAGACAGACUUUUGCUGAUAGCAAGAGAGUCUACUACCUCAGCUUGGAGUUCUUGAUGGGCAGAGCUUUGGACAAUGCUAUGCUGAAUGUAGGGCUCAAGAAUGUUGCUAAGGAGGGACUUUCCGACCUUGGUUUCCGUAUCGAAGAUAUCAUUAACCAAGAACACGAUGCUGCGCUUGGAAACGGUGGUCUUGGACGACUGGCAGCUUGUUUCCUCGACUCAAUGGCUUCUCUCAACUACCCAGCUUGGGGCUACGGACUGAGAUACAGAUAUGGUAUUUUCAAGCAAGAAAUUGUGGAUGGAUACCAAGUCGAAGUUCCUGACUACUGGCUUGAUUUCAAUCCUUGGGAAUUUCCCAGACACGAUAUCGUCGUAGAUAUCCAAUUCUACGGUCACGUCAGAAAAUACCAGGACGCGGAAGGCGUUAGCAAGGUUUCUUGGGAAGGCGGAGAGAUCGUCAAGGCUGUUGCCUAUGAUGUGCCAGUCCCAGGUUUCGACACUGCGACUACCAACAAUUUGCGUCUCUGGUCCAGCAAAGCCGCCAGUGGAGAGUUCGAUUUCCAGAAGUUCAACAGCGGUGACUAUGAGAGCUCCGUUGCAGACCAACAGCGCGCAGAGACCAUCAGCGCUGUCCUGUAUCCUAACGAUAACCUCGACCGUGGUAAGGAGCUUCGCUUGAAGCAACAGUACUUCUGGGUUGCUGCAUCGUUGUACGACAUUGUCCGCCGAUUCAAGAAGUCCAAGCGUGCGUGGAGCGAAUUUGCCGACCAGGUUGCCAUUCAGUUAAACGAUACCCAUCCAACACUUGCUAUUGUUGAGCUUCAGCGUAUUCUCAUUGACCAAGAAGGCCUUGAAUGGGACGAGGCAUGGGGCAUUGUCUCGCAGACUUUCGGCUACACCAACCACACAGUUCUCCCGGAAGCACUUGAGAAGUGGUCUGUUCCACUUUUCCAGAACUUGCUCCCAAGACAUCUCCAGAUCAUUUACGAGAUCAACUUGCUCUUCCUACAAAGCGUUGAGCGCAAAUUCCCCAAUGAGAGAGAUCUUCUUUCACGAGUGUCAAUCAUCGAGGAAUCGCAGCCGAAGAUGGUCCGCAUGGCUUACUUGGCUAUUGUCGGAUCCCACAAGGUCAACGGUGUUGCAGAAUUGCAUUCUGAUCUGAUCAAGACGACCAUCUUCAGAGACUUUGUCAAGGUUUUCGGUCCCGAUAAGUUCACUAACGUGACAAACGGUAUCACCCCAAGACGUUGGUUGCACCAAGCCAACCCCAGACUUUCUGAGUUGAUUGCAAGCAAGACUGGAGGUAGCCUUGGAUUCCUCAAGGAUCUCAACAAUCUCAACGAGCUCGAGAAGUAUGUUGAUGACAAAGAUUUCAAGAAGGAAUGGGCAGAGAUCAAGUACGCCAACAAGGUCCGCCUUGCGAAGCAUAUUCAGACUACGACUGGUGUUACAGUCAACCCAGCUGCUUUGUUCGAUAUCCAAGUCAAGCGGAUACACGAGUACAAGCGUCAACAAAUGAACAUCUUUGGUGUCAUUCACAGAUAUCUCACAAUCAAGUCAAUGACCGCAGCGGAGAGAAAGAAGCUUGCACCAAGAGUAUCGAUCUUUGGUGGUAAGGCUGCACCUGGAUACUGGAUGGCAAAGACCAUUAUCCAUCUCAUCAACAGCGUUGGUGCUGUCGUUAACAAUGACAAGGAUGUUGGAGAUCUCUUGAAGGUCAUCUUCUUGGAGGAUUACAAUGUCUCGAAGGCUGAGAUCAUUAUCCCCGCGAGUGAUAUCAGUGAGCACAUCUCGACUGCUGGUACUGAGGCAAGUGGUACUUCAAAUAUGAAGUUUGUCUUGAACGGUGGUUUGAUUAUCGGUACUUGUGAUGGAGCCAACAUCGAAAUCACCCGUGAAAUUGGCGAGAACAACAUCUUCCUCUUCGGGAACUUGGCCGAGGACGUUGAGGAUCUUCGCCAUGCCCACAACUACGGCUCCCACACUCUCGACCCUGAUCUCAGCGCCGUUUUCGAGGCCAUCAAGAAGAACACCUUCGGAGAUGCCAACUCAUUCGGUGCUCUUGUCGGAGCUAUCGAAGAGCAUGGCGACUACUACCUCGUCUCGGACGACUUCCACAGCUACAACCAGACCCAAGCUCUGGUUGACGAGGCCUACAAGAACCAAGAUGAGUGGCUCACCAAGUGCAUUACCAGCGUGGCUCGCAUGGGUUUCUUCAGCAGUGAUCGUUGCAUUAAUGAGUAUGCGGAGAGUAUCUGGAAUAUUGAGCCGUUGACUCCCGGACAGUCAGGUGGUUCCGGGUUGCAGAAGGGCGAGUUGUAGAUGUGGUGGGUAGAAUAGAGCAUCUAGAUAUAGCUAGAGUAUACGGAACGAAAAUGACGUGGGCUUGGGUUGGAUUCGACGACUUGGGACAUUGGGGUGGUAGUUAUUGGGCAGAUAGGGGUUAAUGAGCACACAAAGAUUUUACGGCCGUCAAAUAAGUUUUCUGUCCAACGAUUGUGCUGCUUGUGACUAUGCUAACACCUCAAGAGUUCUAUAUCGUCUCAAUAUCUGGAGGGUUCUGGAAGACUACUUGUAAUGAGAGCCAGGGAUGUAAGAAUGUGAAUGCGAAGUUUUUGAAUGUCUAGUAUCUCUUCGAAACUUAUCAAAUACAGAAUCCUCGCAUUUGGAGACUUGAUAUCGAGAUGACAUGAAUGUUAAAGCAGGUGGUUGAGAAUGAGACUUUAUCAAAGUGAAGACUCAAAGUAAAAACUUAUUGAGCCCUCGAAUGGUGGACAUAAGUUACUUUACUUAUUUGACACUCAAGAAGUCUGAAUGUAGCGACAUGACUGGGAAAUUGUUAUUAUUUGAAUACCCCAGAUCUGAAUCAUCAUCACUUCUCCAAAUUCAAAUCCAUCCACAUCCACCAUCCAAGGCACUGUGGGCUAAGGUAGAUGCGGAAAUCAGAGGAGAGGGUCUGGAUUUUGGGG